This is a messenger RNA of Closterium sp. NIES-65, 2211 nucleotides long. NCBI's taxonomy places the organism in Eukaryota, Viridiplantae, Streptophyta, Zygnematophyceae, Desmidiales, Closteriaceae. The record is from the annotation of a GenBank genome assembly.
AUGGCUCCUGCCGCCGCCAUUGCUCCCUCGCCCGCCUUCCGCCUCUCCGCCAUCGCUUCUCUUUCCGCGCGGUUCCGCGCCUCUUCCCCACUUGCCGCCAUCCCCGCUGCAAGCUCCGCUGGAGUUCAGCGCCGCAAUGCCGCAAAGAGCGUUUUCGCAACGGUAGGCGACGCCGCGUCGCCAAUGGAAGUGCGACGAGGAGGCCCUCCGUCGUCGCCGUCGUUGUCGUCAGCGAGCGACGCGCGUCGCAUCCCGCGGGGAAUUGCGGCUCGUGCCGCACAGCACUCCGUCGUCGCGGCGACGGCGGCGGCGGGGGAUGCGGCGAGCCUCCCCGAGGCGCUGCUGUUCGACUGCGACGGCGUGCUGGUUGACACGGAGAGGGACGGCCAUCGCGUGUCGUUCAACCAGGCGUUCGAGGAGGAAAUGGGAGCGAGCGGGCGUGAGCCGUUUGCUCCGUGGGGAGCUGCACUCCGUGGGGAGCUGCUCUCCGUGGGGAGCUGCUCUCCGUGGGGAGCUGCUCUCCGUGGGGAGCUGCUCUCCGUGGGGAGCUGCUCUCCGUGGGGAGCUGCUCUCCGUGGGGAGCUGCUCUCCGUGGGGAGCUGCUCUCCGUGGGGAGCUGCUCUCCGUGGGGAGCUGCUCUCCGUGGGGAGCUGCUCUCCGUGCGGAGCUGCUCUCCGUGGGGAGGUGCUCUGCUCUCCGUGGGGAGGUGCUCUCCGUGGGGAGAAAGGGCUGGGAGUGACGUGGGACGUGCCGCUGUAUGGCGAGCUGCUCAAUGCUGCUCUCUCCUCAUUCUCUCUCCCCUCUGCCACGCUGCUCUGCUCUGCUCUGCUGUGCUCUGCUCUGCUGUGCUCUGCUCUGCUCUGCUCUGCUGUGCUGCGCUGGCUCGUGCUCGCAGAAAGGGCUGGGAGUGACGUGGGACGUGCCACUCUAUGGCGAGCUGCUCAAGAUUGGAGGCGGCAAGGAGCGGCAGCCCCCACGGACCCCGCAGAGCAAGCAGCCUUCGUGGCGGGGCUGCACAAAAGCAAGACAGCACAUUUCAAUGCCCACUUGCAUCCCCCUUUCUCCCCCCCUAUCUUCCAUCUCACCCUCGCUUCCCUUCCCAGAAUGACCCACUACUUCAAUCAAGUGGGCUGGCCACAAGCAGCGCCCAUCGACCCUUCAGAGCGAGCAGCUUUCGUGGCAGGGCUCCACAAGAGCAAGACGGCACUCUUCAUGCAGCUUGUGGAAACGGGUGCUUUGCCCCUGCGACCAGGCGUGGCACGAGCAAGACAGCGCUCUUCAUGCAGCUCGUGGAGACGGGUGCCCUGCCCCUGCGACCGGGCGUUGCACGACGGCGCUCUUCAUGCAGCUCGUGGAGACGGGUGUGCUGCCGCUGCGACCAGGCGUGGCACGCUCGUGGAGACGGGAGUGCUGCCCCUGCAGCCAGGCGUGGUGCGGUGGCAGUGUGCAGGUGGCAGCGUGCAGCACAUUCUGCCAACGAGCUGGGGCAAUGGGGCGAAGCUGGUGGGGGCGAUCGUGAGAGUCAUUCUGGGCUCUGAGCUGAUCGAUGAGGCACUGGCAGCGGGUGUCCGGGUGGCAGUGUGCAGCACGUCCAAUGAGAAGGCGGUGGGAGCGAUUGCACUGGCAGCGGGUGUCCGGGUGGCGGUGUGCAGCACGUCGAAUGAGAAGGCGGUGGGGGCAAUUGUGAGAGUCAUGCUGGGGGAGGAGAGGGCGCAGCACAUGCGGAUAUUCGCCGGGGAUGUGGUUCCUAAGAAGAAACCCGAUCCGGGCGAGGAGAGGGGCUUCAGCAUGCACAUGCGGAUAUUCGCCCGGGAUGUGGUUCCUAAGAAGAAGCCCGACCCGGCCAUCUACAACCUAGCUGCCACCACUCUCAGCCUCAACCCUGCACGCUGUGUGGUCAUAGAGGACAGUCACAUCGGCCUCACGGCUGCCAAGGCGGCCGGAAUGACCUGUGUCCUACACGGCGGACGAGGACUUUUCAGCGAUGCGUGUUUGACGCCAUUGGUGACUCAUAUGACUCGCACCCUGUGCUCCUGUUCUGCUGUUUCACCUACCCACCUUCCCCACCUGCCCCCCCUCCCCCUCCUUCGCCCCUCUCCCACCAGCUACACGGAAGACGAGGACUUCUCAGCAGCCGAUGCCGUGUUUGACGCCAUUGGUGACACUCCAGCUGACGGCUUUGACCUUCCAUUCCUCGCCUCGCUGCUGUGA